AGCGCGCGGGGCUGUCGGGGGUCUCGCGCCGCGUCUCCAGGCCGGCUUCCGGCUGUCCCCAGGAGAAGGCUCCCCGGCCCACCCCCACAGCCCGCUCCGAGUGUGCCGGACCCGAGUUCACAGCCCCCACCUGCGAGCGCUUCCUUCUGUAGGGGAUUCACGGCCCCGCGAGCGUGGCGCUUCAGCACACGGCAAACUCAGCCCAACUUGGGUCUGCUGUGAAGGGCUUCUAGUCUGCAAGGCUCUUCUGACCACAAGCGGUCUUGCUCUGUUUUUCCUGCUCCCCUGGAAGGGCCCGGCUGAGCCUGCAAAGCCACGGCCGUUUUGUUCUGCACGCUGGUGUGGUGAACGUCAUGCCCUUUCAGGUGUAAACAUCUCAAGGUGGCAGUUUAGAGGCACGCUCUCGCCCAGUGCUGUGAUGAUAGCUUUAGAAACGGCGUAUCCGCUGAAUAAGGCUGUCCCUGGAGCAACCUCAUUCUCCCCGAGCGCAUGCAGCCGUCUUGGAGACCUCGGCAUGCACCCGCCCUGGAAGAGAGCCAGAACUAGCUUUCCUUGGACAGCACCGAGGGCCUGUUUGUCAUGGAGGUGCCAAGGGGCAAAGAGCCUGAUUGGCUGGGCCAGUGGACUCUAGGUGCAAUGGGAGGCCAUUAGGGUAUUUUUAGUAGAGGAGUGAUUUGGUUGGAUUUAUGUUUUAAGAAGCUCACUCUUCAGCAAGGUGUGCAAUGGGCAAGAGUGCAGGGGGCCACUGCAGUGGUCCUGGAGAAAGAGGCAGGGGCUCGCAUUAGUGUGACAGCCCUCAGGCUGGGGCUGUGGCGUGGGUGAUUAAGGGAGAUGUCCAAGGCAGGAUUCAUAGGUCUUAGUGACCACCUGGAAGUAGAGGGUGAGGAUGAAGGGGGGGGAUCAAGAACUUCUAGAUUUCUAGCCUGAGCACCUGGGGGGAUAGGGGUCCUGGUUGAUGUGCUGCAGAAACAGGAGGUGGGCUGGAAGUGUAGGCUUGGGUUUUGCUCUCAUAGGUUCAAGCAGAACUGACGGUAGGCAAGUGGGUGUGAGAGCCAGGAGCUCAGGAGGAGCGGGGCUAGACGAUGCUCCUGGGAACAGGGACCGAACAGAUGGCUUACUGUCUGGAGUCUGGGAGGACAUCUCGGAGAAAGUAGGGGCAGAGAAGAAGAGACAGCUUGGAACCGAGCCUUAAGGAACCGCAGGUGCCUUGACAAGCAGACUUGAGAAGCAGCAGGCAGUGAGGGGAGAGGACAGCCGGAGCACGUGGAGCCGUGGAUGCCAGGAGGGGGGCUGUUGGGCACAGGGGAGCUGCCGUUCUGAUGCCGCUGUGUCAGGAAAGAGGCGCGCAGAGGAUGCCCGUGGGAGGUGACGACACGGAGGUGACACUGAUGCAAAGCGGCUUUGGGGCUGCAGACCUGCUAGGAAGCACGGGGGUGAUGCAAGAAACAGGAGGGAGGAAGUGGGGGAGCAGCUCUCGGAGGAGAUGGUCGGUGAAGCGCCCGGAGGGGAAGCAGUGCCCAGGGACAGUAUCUCAGAGGCGGCGGGCCUCCUCUCCCAGGCCUGUGCUGGUGGGAUCCUGCCUGCAGGGCUGGGGGAGGGGGGCCGUGGAUGCACUCAGGCACUGAGAGCAGCAGGGGUCGGGUCAGGGGGCUUCUGGUGGAGCCCCGGGCAAGGCCGCUGCUCAGAGGGACCUGGGUGUUUUGAGGAGAGCAGGAGGAAGGUCGACUCAUCUGGGGUGUGGAGAACUGAGCCUUGUAGAGAAGCAGUAUGGAAGACCCCCUUGAUACCUGCCUUUGUGAAUUUAAAGGGAAACCGUUUUCUAGACCAACAUUUCAUUGUUGCACAGAGGUGGUGGGAUUCGUCCAGAGUUGGGGGAGCGGUGCAGUUUGCCAAUCAAGGAAGGUGGGUGGAGAUAGGGAGCCCAGAAGCCAAGCUGGACGGGCUGAUGUGCAACCUGGAGGGGCUGACGGGUACCGGCCGCAAGAGGAAAUCUGCGCCACGCCCCGGCUGUUUGCAGGUAGCCCGCAGGAAGGGCAGGUGAAGCAAGGGCUGCUGGGAGACUGUUGGUUCCUGUGUGCGUGUGCCGCCCUGCAGAAGAGCCGCCACCUCCUGGACCAGGUCUUCCCUCCAGGACAGCCGAACUGGCUCGACCAGACGUACCGGGGCUCCUUCACCUGUCGAGUCUGGCAGUUUGGACGCUGGGUGGAGGUGACCAUAGAUGACCGUCUGCCUUGUCUUGCAGGGAGACUCUGCUUCUCCCGGUGCCAGAGAGAGGAUGUGUUCUGGCUCCCCUUACUGGAGAAGGUCUAUGCCAAGGUCCACGGCUCCUAUGAACAGCUGUGGGCGGGGCAGGUGGCAGACGCCCUGGUGGACCUCACUGGCGGCCUGGCCGAAAGGUGGAACCUGAAGGACGUGGCCGGAACCAGUGGCCAGCAGGACAGGCCCCGUGGCACGGAACGCAGGACUUGCCGGCAUCUGCUCAGCUUGAAGGACCGCUGUCUGCUGAGCUGCUCGGUGCUCGGCCCCAGGACAGGGACCCGGGAGCUGGGCGAGUUUCACGCUUUUAUCGUGUCGGAUCUGCGAGAGCUCCAGGAUCGGGCCGGCCGGAGCGUCCUGCUGCUGCGCAUUCAGAACCCCUGGGGCCGGCGGUGCUGGCAGGGGCCCUGGAGGGAGGGGGGUGAAGGGUGGAGCCAGGUGGAGCCGGCGGUCCAGGUGGAGCUGCUGUCUCAGCUGCAGGAUGGGGAGUUCUGGGUGGAGGAGGACGAGUUUCUGCGGGAGUUUGACGAGGUCACCAUUGGCUUCCCCAGCACGGAGGCUGGCCACCUGCAGAGCCUGCACUCAGGAAAGGUGCUAUGCCACACUCAGGAGCUGCCCGGGGCCUGGGUCAAGGGCCAGUCGGCGGGAGGCUGUCGGAACAACAGCGGCUUCCCCAGCAACCCCAAGUUCUGGCUGCGGGUCUGCGAGCCCAGCGAGGUGUACGUGGGUGUCCUGCAGAGGCCCCGGGUGCGUGCAGCCGGCCGCCCUGGCAGAGACUACCAGGCCGUGGGCCUGCACCUCUGGAAGGUGGAGAAGCGGCGGGUCAACCUGCCCAGGGCCCUGUCUGCGCCGCCGGUGGCGGGCACCGCAUGCCAUGCCUAUGACCGCGAGGUGCACCUGCGCUGUGAGCUCGGCCCGGGCUUCUACCUGGCCGUGCCCAGCACCUUCCUGAAGGACGUGCCGGGGCAGUUCCUGCUCCGGGUCUUCUCCACCGGGAGAGUCGCGCUCAGCGCCGUCCAGCCGGCCGCCCCGGGCCCCGCCCCCCGGGAGGUCCCGCCGGCGGGCGAGUGGGAGACCGUGCGGCUGCGGGGCUCCUGGAGAGUCGGCCGGACCGCGGGGGGCAGCCGCAACUUCGCCUCCUACCCCAGCAACCCCCGCUUCCCCCUGUCGGUGCCGGAGGGCGCGGGCCCGCGCUGCGUGCGCAUUUCCCUCCGCCAGCACUGCGGCGACCGCCAGUGCCUCCCCAUCGGCUUCCACGUCUUCCAGGUUCCAGCGGACAGCAGGGGCCAGGACGCGCCCUCCCUGCUGCUGCAGGAGCCUCUGCUGAGCUGCGUGCCGCACUGCUACGCCCAGGAGGUGAGCCGGCUCUGCCACCUGCCCGCCGGUGCCUACCACAUCGUGCCCUCCACCUACCUGCCGGACACAGAGGGCGCCUUCACAGUGACCGUGGAGACCAGAAUCGACAGGCGCUCCAUUCACAGCCAGGAGAUGCUGGGGCAGCAACUCCAGGAGGCCUCCUUCAUGGCAGUGAUGAAAGCCUGAGCGGCUGACCCUGUGUGCGGGCUCUGGUGACCCACGGCGGCCGGCCUGUGUGCAUCCUAGAAGCAGCAGUCCUGGGGUCCAGUGGGAGUCGCGGGAAGAGCCCAGACGGGCACCGGGGUCCUCGUGACUGAGCCUCUGGAAUCUCCACGCGGUCUCUCCGCUGUCCUGGAGACAGGCCGUACAGCAGAGGAGCGCGUCGAGACAGAUCCUGUUUGAACUAUUUGUUAGAAACGUUUUUAGGAUCACGUUUAUAAAUAAACACGAGUAUCAAGCAGCG
Cervus elaphus (red deer) is the source of this 4075-nucleotide messenger RNA. It is a transcript of the gene CAPN10, whose product is annotated as calpain 10. NCBI's taxonomy places the organism in Eukaryota, Metazoa, Chordata, Mammalia, Artiodactyla, Cervidae. The transcript is spliced from 12 exons. Gene Ontology annotation, biological process: proteolysis. The coding region runs from base 1768 to 3798 and encodes 676 amino acids. The record is from RefSeq and is a predicted model, not a curated record. Gene Ontology annotation, cellular component: cytoplasm. Gene Ontology annotation, molecular function: calcium-dependent cysteine-type endopeptidase activity.